Molecule: messenger RNA, 2652 nt
Organism: Caenorhabditis briggsae
Lineage: Eukaryota; Metazoa; Nematoda; Chromadorea; Rhabditida; Rhabditidae
Exons: 13
Coding region: 1-2652 (883 amino acids)
Biological process (GO): protein processing
Cellular component (GO): plasma membrane
Molecular function (GO): metalloendopeptidase activity
Source: RefSeq, a predicted model, not a curated record
AUGUUUUCUUGCAGAAUGCCAUUCGGAAACGACCCGCCGGAUUAUGUGCACCUGCGGAGCAAUGAGAGUCAAAUGCAAUUGAUUACGAUCAGUGAGAAUAGUGAUACGCCAACACCAAGGUUGAAAAAAAUGCCUCGACCACUACCAUCUCAAAAUGAUAUUCCUUUAUCGUCUUCCAGCGGAUCACCAUGCUUCAACGCUCCAGCAAGAGACGAGGCGCCAGCUGUGAUUUUUAUUCCGGGAAAGAAGUUCCAAGGCACAUUCCGAUGGUGGAAAUCGCGGACUACAAUGGAGAAGCUCUUGAUUCCAACGAUGCUCCUCUUCUGCCUACUUACUGCUGUUCUUCUUGCAGUGAUAAUCAACACUGAUAAGCGGAUAGAGGCAAUUAAAGCUGAUCAUGCUACACAAACCGAAAAGUCGUCGGAGAAAGCUCCAGUUGCUCCAGCGGCUCCGCCCCUUGUUCCUGACUCUGAAGCUCCACCGACGACUACGAUUCAACCGAUUCCGACGUCUUUUGAGAAGCCUAAAAAGCCAGAAGUGUGCUCCACACCAGGAUGCGUUAGAGCAGCAACUCAUUUCUUAAACGCCAUGAACACCUCCGUGAACCCCUGCGAGGACUUCUUUGAGUUCGCCUGUGGCCAAUGGAACGACCAACACCCGAUUCCUGAUGAUAUGUUUGCUUUUGGAACAUUUGCUUAUGCCAGAGAACAAGUUCGCCAGCAGUUGCGAGUCCUUCUCGAGCAAGAAGUCGUCACUGAAUCCGAAUCGAUUAAUAUGGCCCGAGCUACGUAUAGAAGUUGCAUGAAUAAGACGCAGUUGGAUGAGUUGAAGACUGGACCUCUCAUCGAAACCCUGACGGAACUCGGAGAGUGGCCACUUCUACAUGAAAGUUGGAACAAGACAACAUUCAAUUUGACAAACCUUCUUGUCAACUCUCGUCGCGACUAUGGUGUUGACGUCUUCUUCCAACUUUAUAUCUACGCGGAUUCCAAAAAUACCUCAAGGAACACUCUCUUUAUCGAUCAAUCCACUUUGGCACUGGGUCGUGGAACUCGAGACUAUUACUUGAACACUACCCUCUUUUCAAGCCAUAUGACAGCGUACAGAAAGUAUUUGAGAAAUAUUGCCCAAAUCCUGAAAGCAGACGGCAAUUUGACACGAAACGAUGCGGACAUGAAUGCAGAUAUCGAGAAGAUUAUUGAUUUUGAGAUUGAGUUGGCGAAGAUCAUUGUUGCUGAGGAUGAGCGUCGGAACAACACCAGACUCUAUAAUAAACGAGCCAUUCGAGAUCUCUAUUCCCUAUUACCUCAAGUCGAUUGGGUUCCAUUUUUCCAGAGCAUUGCACCCACUGAUCUUAUUGAUUUAUUCCAUAAUGACACUGAAAUUAUUAUUUGUGAAAUCGAAUACCUUCGACAAAUUUCCGAGCUCCUUGAGAAGACUGACGUGGGAUUGCUCACCAAUUAUGUGCUAUGGAGAGUAGUGCAAUCGAAUGUGAGAUAUUUGGAUGAGCGAUUUGAGGAUAUAAAGCAGGUUAGGCAAACUUCUGGAACCUCAAAAUUCGAAAAAGAACUUCAGGACUUCCUAAAAGUGAUGACCGGUCAACAACAGUCGCCUCCAAGAUGGAAGGAUUGCGCUCAGGUUCCAUCUACCGUACUCCCACUGGCAGCAGGCGCAAUCUACGUUCAGGCGCAUUUCCAAGAGAGUGAUAAGUAUGAGGCACUUCGAAUGAUUACUCAUUUGAGCAAGUCUUUUACUGAUUUGGUUCGGAAGAAUGAUUGGAUGGAUGAGGAGACGAAGAAAGUGGCGAUUGAGAAGGCGAAUUCGAUGAUUAAUAAUAUUGGUUAUCCGGAUGUGACUAAUGAUAUUCCAUUGUUGGAUAAGCAAUAUGUUGGGCUCCACAUCAGUGAACAUGACACCUAUUACUACAUCAUGAAGAAGAGUGUCGUAUGGAUGCAAAGCCGAGAAUUCCAAAAACUUACAAAACCAUUUGACAAGCAUGAGUUCGACAUCUCUCCAGCAGUGGUCAAUGCCUUUUACUCGCCGGAGAAGAAUGCUAUCACCUUCCCCGCCGGUAUUCUCCAACCUCCAUUCUUCUCUGGAACAUUCCCCAAAGCAGUCAACUAUGGUGCUAUUGGAGCCGUCAUUGGACAUGAAAUAACACAUGGAUUUGAUGAUCAAGGAUCACAGUACGACAAGGAUGGAAAUUUGCACAAUUGGUGGAGCGAUAGCUCUUUGCAGGCGUUUGACAAGAGACGACGUUGUAUUGUGGAGCAGUAUGGAAACUAUACAGUUCCAAAGACCAGUUUCCGGGUCAAUGGAAAACUAACCCAAGGAGAGAAUAUUGCUGACAAUGGUGGUGUGAAAGAAGCGUUCCAAGCCUACCAGAACUACGUCCAUGAGAAUGGAGAGGAACCGAGACUUCCCGGAUUGCAGCAAUACACUAACGAACAGAUAUUCUUCGUUAGUUAUGCUCAUUUCUGGUGUGGCAAAAAGAAGGAAGCGGCGGCGAUGCAACAAGUGCUCACCGAUGAGCACUCUCCAGAAGUCUUCCGUGUGAUCGGCGUUCUUUCCAACAUGGAAGCCUUCGCAGACGUCUACAAAUGCCCCAAAAACUCUCCAGUUAACCCAGACCAUAAAUGUAUUGUUUGGUAA